Molecule: messenger RNA, 2579 nt
Organism: Cuscuta campestris
Lineage: Eukaryota; Viridiplantae; Streptophyta; Magnoliopsida; Solanales; Convolvulaceae
Source: the annotation of a GenBank genome assembly
GCCCACUCAGCCCACUCAAAUUUUUCAUCGUCUUCUUCGCGAGAACCUUCUGAUAAAAUUCUAAAGAACCCUAAUUUCUUCAGAUUUCUAAGAAAAUGAAGAUUGUUGGCGCUAAUAUCCAUUUCCAAAAGUUGGAAGCCAAGUGCUCCUCACCAACGUUCUAUCAAUCCUAUCUAGAGAUGAUUGCUGCUCAAGAGCUCUCCGAAUUCCUUCAUAUGGAGAUUCGAUUCAAGUAUGAGAACGAAGUUCUUGAAUUUUACAAGAAUGGAAAGGUCAAGACUGUCAAAUCGAAGAAGGACCCACAGAGGACGAUUCAAGUCAUCAAUUCCACUGUUGGAGGGACAAAAGUGAAGCUUUCGCAGAAGAAAGCUAAUCUGAACAACGACUACAAGCUAGUCCUUGAACUAGUCAUCACAUGCCUCGAGUGUGGAAGUGGAGGACAUGCUGAUGAGAUCACCCAAGAGAGGGCCUUCAUCAUCAAUGCCCUCAUUACCAAGUCUAAGGUAAAUUGGGCUGCACAUUUCUUCAAUUCCAUCUCAAAACAUCUGGGAAAACACAACCAGAAAUACCUUUGUCAAGGUCUGUACAUUGGACAUAUCUUGGAGUCCUUGGGUGCUACUUCUGAAGGAAAGAAGUAUGAAGCCAGAUAUUGGCUAUACUAUCUGUCUUCCAAAGGGGAAAAUAGAGCUGGUGCUAGCACAACUGCAGAGGAAAGUUCUUCAGACAAUGUCCUUAUCAUGAGUCUGAACAAGUCAGUAAAGAGGAAGCAAGUGGUGUCUCCCUCUCCCCGUGCUGAAGCACCACAGAAUCUUGCUCUGAUCAAUCUUGAAGAAGAAGAAGAAAUCUCUGCCCAAGGAGAACUACAAAGGAAAAAGAAGAGGAAAAUCACCUCUCCCUCAACAUCUGGAAAUGUCAACCCGGAUGAGUUGAAGGAGAAGGAACCAGUUGAGGAAAACUCAAGUUCAGAAUUCUCCAACUUCCUCACAACCUCAACAGAACAGUUGCUGAGUUGGGAUCAGCAAUUGAAGAAUGAGAAGAUCAUCAAGAAAUGCUUAGGUCUGCCAGUCAACUAUUGCUGUGAGCAAAUCCUGGAUGUUGACUGGGUAUGGCAAAGGAACUAUGAAGAUUUGCAUCUAGAACACUUGGUCACCUCACCAAUUUCAGAGUUUGAAGUGGAUGAUGAGGAUCAUGCAGUAUACAAACCAGUCCUCUCAAAAACCACAGAAGAUCAUGUGGUUCUCACUUCUGAAACACAGGCUAACUUGGAAGCAACAGCUGAGGAUUUCCAAAUAUUUCCGGAAACCUCACCUGUCUUUGAAACUGUUCCACCUGAAGCUGCAGUCUCUACUCCACAAAACCAGAACCAGGAAGGAUCAAAUGAAGAACUUCAGCAACAUCUCCCGUCUAAAGAUCUUGAGAUUCUCACAACUGCUUGUGAGAUCUCCAACCAGCCUGAAACGGAGAUCCCGGAAAAGUCAGCAGAAAUUCCGGAGCAGUCAACUUUUCCAGAAACAAAUGAAGAGGAGCAAGCUGUAGAAGCCGAGAGAAGUUCUGCAGAAGCUGAGAAGGAAACUCAAAUGGCAGAACUGGAGGCCUCCAAAUCUCUAGUAGCCAUUUUUGAAGAACAGAAUGAAGCUGAAGAAAAAAAUUCCCUCUCUAGGGAUUUAUCAAAUUUUAUACUUGGGGAAGCCGAAGAAGAAUCUGAAAGGACUCUGAAGAUCAAUGAUGAAGAAGAUGUGCAAGAUGAUGCGGAAUCUCUUCCUAUGCAACUUUUCCAAAGAACACCCUCUUCUCAUCAGGUAACCAACUUCCAUUUCCAUAGCUCUUCCAUUUCUACUCUUCCGGAUAAGGUACCGGAAACCUGGACAAAGAAGGUCCAAGGGUUGAUUGAAUCAGCCCUAGCAUCUCAACAUGCCUCCUUUAGGCAAGAGAUAGAGCUGAUGGAAGCCAGGUACAACAAACUGAUUGAGAAAUCCAAAGAGACACACUGCUCCAAUCUCAAGGAGAUAAGUAAAUCAGUGGAUAAGACUCUAGAGAUCAUUUCUCUAUUGAGUAACACUGUGAGCAACACGAUGAAGACAUAUGCAUCUGACAAGCUCCCUAUUGCAGUCAAAGAAGGAGAAGUCUCUUAUAUUCCUACGCAUCUAAACUUGACUGAUCUAGUCCUUGACGCUCAGAGAAGUAAUCCGGAAAACUCAACACAGCACCUAUCCAGCUCAGGAUUGGAUGGAACAGAGGCUGUAGGAACAAUUGCUGCUCACUUCUCAAAUGAAAAUCAAACAGAGGAGAGACGGAACAACAUAAGGCGCAUCAAAGAACUAUGUGGAAACAUGCAAGGCAUCAGGGAGAUUGCCGAAUCUUCAAAGCGCAAGAAGCACUGAAGGCUUUUUUUCAUCAAACCAGGGGGAAAGUAUGUGAAAACAUUAAUUUGCUUUGGUGAAAACACCUUCUUGUUUAAACAUUUCUUUAUUGGUUUAAACAUUGCCCUAAUAUUUCUCUUAAUUGUGCUCACUAUGCUUGAUUAUACCUAAUUCAAGUAUGGUUUUGAGAUUUAUUCCUAGCGCAUACAUUCAGGGGGA